Molecule: messenger RNA, 789 nt
Organism: Paraphaeosphaeria sporulosa
Lineage: Eukaryota; Fungi; Ascomycota; Dothideomycetes; Pleosporales; Didymosphaeriaceae
Exons: 1
Coding region: 1-789 (262 amino acids)
Biological process (GO): regulation of DNA-templated transcription
Molecular function (GO): DNA-binding transcription factor activity
Source: RefSeq, a predicted model, not a curated record
AUGACAUCCAUCUCAUCACCAACCCCGUCGUCCUACGCCUCUUGCUCCCCUACCUCCACCACCUCGAGCAAACGCGCCCGCGUAUCCGCCGAGCACACACUCUCCCGCGUGCGCGAGAACCAGCGCCGCCACCGCGCCCGCAGGAAAGACUACAUCGCGACGCUCGAGCAGAAGCUCGCCGAGACAGAAGCCCAGCUUGCGGCCGCGCGCACAGAGAUUGAGAAGCUGCGGGAAGAGAAGGAGGCCCGGCAGGCUCACCACGGCGACGGCGGUGCCGGAAAGGAAUAUCCCUAUCCGAGAGUGGACACGAGCAUGAGCAUGAGCAUCGAGAUGCUCGCGCUGGAGCGGCUGGUUGACACGUUGCCCGCGCCGCCGCUGGGCGACGUCUUCGCGUUCAGCCUGCCGUCGCCGUCGCCCUUGCCCUCGCCCUCGCCAGACGCAGACUCGGCACAGCUCUCCCCAGACGUAACCGCCACCCUCGACGACGCGCUCAUCCCCCUCACCGGCCCUCCCCCCUGCUGCACCGACAUCGCCCCGGAGCCGACCCCACCCUCCCCCGAGUGCACCACGUGCCACACGCGCCCGGCGCCGCUCCCCACGGAGAGCACCACGCUCUGCGCCCAGGCGUACGUGCUGAUUGCGCAGCAGAACUUCCGCGGCAUCGACGCGGGGACGAUCCGGCUGUGGCUGUGGCAGGGGUAUCGGCGGGCGCGGCGGGAGGGCGAGGGGUGCAGAGUCGAGAACGGGGCGUUGUUUCGGUUGUUGGAUUAUAUCAGUGGGGGGGUUUAG